UCAGGUCGAACUUUAAGUGAUCUGUCCGGCAUGCGCUCCUCUGCUUCAGUGUUAGCUAUUUUAACAUUCGGAAUGUGCGUGUCCUGUUGAAAUCCAAGAAGUGAUCUUCUACAGGUAAAUCAAGGCCCCCUCAGACAUGGAGAACGGAGCAUCUGAAAAUGUUGUAGAUGAUGAGGAGGCUCAGUGGGACAAUGUGGAAAAGAACCGGUACAUUCUAUGCCGCUACAUUAACCCCUGCAAGCUGACGUCUUAUCUAAGACAGUGUAAGGCCAUCGAUGAGCAGGAUGAAGAUGAGGUGCUACACUCUCUACUGCUGGAGACAAAGACUAACCGUGCAGGUCGGCUAUUGGAUAUCCUUCACACCAAAGGUGAACGGGGCUACGUGGUCUUCCUGGAAAGCCUGGAGUUAUACUACCCUGAUUUGUACAAAAUGGUGACAGGCAAGGAGCCUACUCGCCGCUGUGCUUCUAUAGUAGUGGAAGAGGGUCAUGAGGGCCUCACUCAGUUCCUGAUGAAUGAGGUGAUGAAACUGCAGCAGCAGGCCAAGGUGAAGGACGUGCAGCGGGUGGACAUGAUGGCCAAGCAGCGCACACUGGAGGAUGAGCAAAAGAAGCUUCGCCUGGCUAACCAGGAGCUGCGCACCUUCCAGGAGCGCUACAACAAGAUGAAGGAAGAGCGCAACAACUGCAAUGAUGAGCUCAUUAAGGUCAAGGAUGACAACUACCAGCUUGCCAUGCGCUAUGCCCAGCUCAGUGAGGAGAAGAACAUGGCCGUCAUGAGGAGCAGGGACCUGCAGCUGGAGAUUGACCAGCUGAAGCACAAGCUGAACAAGGUGGAGGAGGAGUGUAAAAUGGAGAGGAGACAGUCUCUGAAACUGAAGAAUGAUAUUGAGAACCGGCCUCGCAAAGAACAGAUCUAUGAGCUGGAGCGAGAAAACGAAGUUCUGAAGAUUCACCUCCAGGAGCUGCAGUCAAUCAUACAGCCUGGGCCCCUGACGGACUCGGACAAGGCCCUGCGAGACAUUCUGGAGCAUGACCGACAGGAGGCUCUGGAAGAUCGACAAGAACUGGUCAACCGACUCUACAACCUGCAUGAAGAAGUACGGCAGGCAGAGGAACUCAGAGACAAGUACCUUGAGGAGAAGGAGGACCUUGAACUGAAGUGCUCCACUCUGGUAAAGGAUUGUGAGAUGUAUAAGAACCGUAUGAACACCAUCAUGGUUCAACUUGAGGAGGUGGAACGUGAGCGGGACCAGGCUUUUAAGGCAAGAGAUGAAGCCCAGAACCAGGUGUCUCAAUGUCUCAUUGAUAAAGACAAGUACCGUAAGCAAAUACGGGAGCUGGAGGAGAAGAGUGAUGAGCUGUACAUUGAUAUAAUGCGCAAAGAUGUUAAGAUAGUUAACUUGGAGUCCAAGCUGAGGCGUCUUUCAAAGGAAAAUGGUUUUGACCCUAACCAGAGUUUGCCCCGAGACCUUCCUCAGACAAUCAUAUUUCAGCACUUUGAGUCUCAAGGCACCAAGAUGGAGGGGCCAUCUGAGGACUCUGAGGAGGAGGCCCAUGAAGACAUGUUUCGUCCUGCCCCGAGUGAUGUCAAAUUCAAGCGCAGACCAAACCUCAAAGGGUUCCCAUACCCUCCCCAGAUAAGAGCGAAAUCACCAAUCUCUCCACCCAAAUCAUUGGAUUUUCAAGCUGUGCCACAUGCCAAUGGGGACCUGUCCGAUGCUGUGAGCGCUGACGCCAGCCCUGUAAUGACGAGUUCAGCUUUUGGCCCAUAUGCCCGUUUCCGGAAUGACAGUAUUAUGUCCACAGCUGCUGAACCUCCAGAAAAGGCCUCCAUCCUCAGAAGAACAAAGGAGGGAGAGCACGAGUUUGUGCCCAAAUGCCGAGAUUCGGUGGACUCCGAUGGGGACUACGUAGAUAUUGAUGAUACGGACACGGUCUCAUAUGGCCCUCCAUCCAUCCACUCCUCCUCAUCCUCUCAUCAGUCUGAGGGCAUGGAUUCCUAUGACCUGGAGCAAGUCAACAACAUCUUCAGAAAGUUUUCACUGGAGAGGCCCUUCCGUCCCUCCCUUACAUCCUGUGCACGCUCCAGUACUUUGCGGCCCGUGCAGGAUCUCUCUCUCCCUGGAGACUCUCUGCUGUCAGACAUUACUCUUAUUGGGGGCAAUGACAGCGGCAUCUUUGUGUCCUUUGUCCUCCCCGGCUCCAGCACAGAGAGGGCUGGCCUAAGAAUGGGACACCACCUUUUAAUGCUGAAGGGCUGUAUCCGGGGUGAGAUGCAAAGCGUGCCUCUGGACACUUGCACACAGGAAGAAGCUCACUGGACACUGCAGAGAUGCACCGGCAUGGUCCAGCUUCACUAUAGAUGCAACUUUGAGGGCUACAGGCGGCUGCAGAAGGACAUGGAGGAGGGCAGAGUGGUGUCGGGCGAUUCAUUCUACAUCCGGGUGAACCUUAACAUCUCGGGCCAACUCGACAGCUGCUCUCUGAGUGUGCAUUGUGACGAGGUACUCCACGUGCUGCACACCAGGCACCUUGGUCGCUGUGAGUGGCUGUGUGCACGUGUGGACUCACUCACUGACAAGGAUCUGGAGAAGGGCACCAUACCCAGCUAUAGCAGGGCCCAGCAGCUCCUCCUGGUAAAAAUCCAGAAGUUAAUGUGUCGCGGUGGCCGAGAAGAAGCUGAUGGCUUUCGGGGGCUGCGGAGCACAUUGCAGCCUGAGGAAGCCACUCCACCAAUGGACCCCAAGUCCAGCCCACGCUUGUCCAGAGCCAGCAUCUUCAUCUGUCAGAUCCUGCAGUUUGUCAGCAGGGUAGAUAACAAGUACAAAAGGAUGGACAGCAACGAUCGAGUCCGCAUCGUCAAUGCAGGCAAUCCAUCAUCUCUUCCCAGGUCAGGCUUUGAAACGAUGAAGCCAGAGGAUAUCCUGGACUCAGAGAGUGACCUGAAUAAGAGUGACCUGAACCUGAUCCCAUACAGUCCAGUGACCCCGCACCACUGCCCACGCAAGCGCCCUGUGCUCUUCUCUCCCAACAUCUUGGCGAAGACCAUCAUUCAGAAAUUCCUCAACUCUGGGGGGGCCAUGGAGUUCAACAUCUGCAAACCAGACAUCCUGACAAAAGACGAGUUUCUCAUGAAGCAGAAGAUAGAGCCCAUCAUCUACUCCAAGGAAAAGCAGGCCAGCACGUAUGAGUGCGUCACCCCAGAAAACAUCGAAGCCGUUGCCAUUAAGAAUAAACACUGUCUGCUGGAAGCAGAUCUGAACUGUGCCAAAGAUUUGCUCAGGAGAGAAAUCUACCCCAUCAUUAUCUUCAUCAAAAUUUGUGAGAGGAACAUCAAGAAAUUAAAGAGGCUACCACUCAAAGUGGACUCGGAGGAAGACUUCCUCAAGAUGUGCCGUGCCAAGGAGAAGGAGCUGGAGGCACUGCCAUGCCUUUAUGCGACCGUGGAGCCCGACUCCUGGAGCGGAGUGGAGGACCUACUGCGGGUCAUCAAAGACAAGAUCUUUGAGGAGCAGAAGAAAACAGUUUGGGUGGAACAAGACCUGCUGUAGGCCGUUGGGUGUGACCUCACCCAUGUGCAAGCAAGGACAUGCUCUGCUUUGUAGCACUUCUACAGGCAUGCAUCUCACACUGACACUCGGUGGGUGUUUGCAGCACCGGUGGAAUUACUGGUAAACAUCAAUGACAUGGGGACAGGAAAUGGUGCUGAUAUAUGUAGUUGCUCUGGAGUGAAUAAAAAAAAAAAAAAAACAGUCCAGGAAUGAGAUCUCUCUCAGAGGUGGAAGUACUCAUCUUUAGCUCCAGAUAUAUAAUUCUCCAGAUGUGUUGUCACUGGCAUUGUAAUAGUCAUUGGUACUACCCAGUAAGCCACAGUCCAUUGCUCUUGUAGGAUUGUUGGAUUCCAAUGAUGAUUUCUCCUGUGAAUAUUCACUGCAGUUGUCCUACAUCAUUUUGAAUAACCAUAAACAAGAUUGAUGUUGAUAAUUGUUAAUGAAUGUAAAGCCUUUAUCAUUGCAAUUUCUAUAAAUAUUGAAAUAGAACAGAUUUUAUUUUACCCUGUUUUUGUCUUACCAGUAUAUUGAUUUCCAGGCUACAGUACACUAGAGAAAAUGCACCGUUUCUUUUGCUGUAAUAUGUACAAAAUAUGUUGGUGAAUGACUGCUAGUUAAAGAUGCUACAAAAUUGUUUGCUGGUGAAUUAGUAAUGCAGUUGGAGGCACAUGGCAUUAAGUUCAUACGAUUAUGGUAGUGACUUGUGAGACAUUUGUUCUGGGUAUAGAACUGUUUAAUAGUCUGCCAAAAAGGGAACUGUCACCAAGAAGUUCUUGGUAUAUUUAGCUCUGAAAGCAAAAUGUCCCCUCUAAUAUGAAAAUAAGUGUUGCAUCAACUCUAAAUAGUACAUAGAGGGUUUAUAUAUUCAGCAUCGGAAUUGUACAUUAGAAGGUUUCUCUCUCUCUCUCUCUCUCUCUCUCUCUCUACAUAAGAGGAAAAAGAAUAUAUAUAUAUAUUCUUUUUCCUCUUAUGUACUAUCCUGAAUUGAUGCAUCACCUUAUUUUCUUAUUACUGUUAUGCAAACUUACUAGAGAUUAUUUGUGCAUCAUGACAAGAAGUCAUUGAAUGUAUAUGUAGUAUGUGUGUAUUUGAAUUAUAUUUAUUGUAAGCAAAUUACUUUCUGGUACAGACAAAAAUUAGUUUUGUUUAAUAUAGUUUCUAUUGAUUGUAUAGAACCAUAACCCUCUUUGCCAAAGUCUCUCUGAGUAGCUAAAGUAGUGAUGUCUGAGAUAUAGAAAAAGUGAGAGGAGUUGGAUUAUUUCUGAAAGUACAAAUGUGUCUACUAACACAAGUGAUGUAUGUUAUUUCACAUUAAAUGACCUUUAGAAGAUCA
This is a messenger RNA of Electrophorus electricus (electric eel), 4886 nucleotides long. It is a transcript of the gene card11, whose product is annotated as caspase recruitment domain family, member 11. Gene Ontology annotation, cellular component: cytoplasm. Lineage: Eukaryota; Metazoa; Chordata; Actinopteri; Gymnotiformes; Gymnotidae. Gene Ontology annotation, molecular function: CARD domain binding. Gene Ontology annotation, biological process: regulation of apoptotic process. The record is from RefSeq and is a predicted model, not a curated record.